CAAACGACUGCAGAUAAUCACUGCGACACGGAGCUAAGCCAACGAUCCCGUGUGCAUCUUAGAGGAACGUCAAACUCUAGAUAGUUUGCGGGGCACGAACUUAACUAUAGCAAGUAAAUGAAUAAACGCAACAGUUUAAGCAAGGAACAAUCGCGUCGGAAUCUGCGGUUGUUGUCGCGUCGGCAUCUGCGAACUCAAACAUGUAGCGCCUCGAUGACUUCUCCCCCUACAGCCUUCGUGAUCUCCAUCCGGAACCGCUUCACUCCCCUCCGCGAGACAGGACGCGACGCUGUGAUCAUCGGAGACUCCAUCGUCCGACAUGUCCGUGCUACGUUAGCCGAAGGUAAAGUGCACACUCAAUGUUUCCCUGGUGCUCGUGUUCUCAAUGUUUCUGCGCAGAUACCCGCAAUCCUGAAGGCCGACGAGAGCCCCAGAGCGGUCGUGCUUCACGCCGGGGUUAACGACACCACGCUGCGGCAGACGGAGACGCUGAAGAGGGACUUCAGGAGCCUGAUCGAGAUGGUUCGCAGCACGACGCCCGCGGCGACGAUCAUCGUGUCAGGACCACUGCCCACGUAUCGACGAGGACACGAAAGGUUCAUUAGACUUUUUGCUUUAAAUGAAUGGUUGUUGUCAUGGUGUAAAGAACAGAAACUGCUAUUUGUUAAUAACUGUAAUCUUUUCUGGGAGCGUCCUAGGCUGUUUCGCGCUGAUGGAUUACACCCCAGCAGAGUCGGAGCGGAGCUUCUCUCUGACAACAUCUCCAGGACACUUCGCUCCAUGUGACUAGAUUUACACAAGCUCCAGUCUGGAUCCAGAACACCUGAGAAGAGAUAAUACUGACCCUCAGAGGACCUCAGAUGAUGCUAACCCUGAAUCAACAAACAUAACUAACAAUUAUUGCUACAUGUGUGUCUGCAUCAUAUAAUAAUUAUGAAUUAAUAAUAUUAAUAAUGUUCAUCGUCUAGCUGACUACGUCUUGUAUUAAUUUUUUCUAAAAAUCCUGUCAAACGUGCACAAAUUGACAGUCACCACCAUAAGCUACUACUAAAUAUUGUAGAAACAUAAUUUUCUGUAAAGUUGCUUUGUAACGAUUUGUAUUGUAAAAAGCGCUAUACAAAUAAACUUGAAUUGAAUAUUGCUUAACUUUGGGUGACGCUCCCACCCCCCACCUUAAUGUUGAUUUUCAGCAUGUUAGACUUAAAUUGAAUGAUAUACAAACUGCCAUCGUAUUAAGCUGCUGCUGCUAUUA
This is a messenger RNA of Carassius gibelio (silver crucian carp), 1252 nucleotides long. RefSeq lists its product as uncharacterized. NCBI's taxonomy places the organism in Eukaryota, Metazoa, Chordata, Actinopteri, Cypriniformes, Cyprinidae. The transcript is spliced from 3 exons. The coding region runs from base 118 to 786 and encodes 222 amino acids. The record is from RefSeq and is a predicted model, not a curated record.